Messenger RNA from Vitis riparia (riverbank grape), 2044 nucleotides. RefSeq names its product pyridine nucleotide-disulfide oxidoreductase domain-containing protein 2. The record is from RefSeq and is a predicted model, not a curated record. The coding region runs from base 273 to 1970 and encodes 565 amino acids. The transcript has 17 exons. Lineage: Eukaryota; Viridiplantae; Streptophyta; Magnoliopsida; Vitales; Vitaceae.
ACAAUUGGUGCUUGGAUUGGGGAUCCAACCUUGGUCACGGAGUUUCAUGCUGAUCAUCAGUGUGCAGAGUGGCAUCCGCCAGGGUUCCACAACUCCCACCCAAUUUGCCUGUUCUUGCGUGUAAAGCACAACCCCAAUCCAUGAUGCUGCUCUUUUGUCAUAUUGGAUGAAAUUAAAUUAAAUACUCAUCGAAUAUAUUUCACCAUUCUUUUCAUGUCCACAACUCGAAGCACUGAAAACAGUGGUGACCGGAGACUGAGAAAGGGAGAAAAAUGUGGCGAAGGGGUUUUAGCAGCAGCGCCGGCUGCAGUAACGCAUUGAAGGAGAAGAAAUGGGACGCGCUGGUAAUCGGUGCCGGCCACAACGGCCUAACCGCCGGCGCAUACCUGGCUCGCGCUGGUCUCUCUGUUGCUGUUCUCGAACGUCGCCACAUCAUAGGCGGCGCGGCAGUCACAGAAGAAAUUAUCCCUGGCUUUAAGUUCUCCCGAUGCAGCUACCUCCAGAGCCUCCUCCGCCCUUCCGUCAUCAAGGAAUUAGAGUUAGCAAGACAUGGAUUAAAGUUGUUGAAGAGGAAUCCUUCAUCCUUCACGCCUUGUGUUGAUGGGCGGUAUCUUCUCUUAGGCCCUGAUACGGACCUUAAUUAUUCUGAAAUUUCAAAGUUCUCCAAACGAGAUGCUGAUGCCUAUCCAAGAUAUGAGAAUCAGCUAGAGAACUUCUGUAAACUCAUGGAUCCGCUUUUGGAUUCACCUCCUCCUGAAACCAUGCAAGGGCUUUCAUCAUUGAAUGACCGCAUCAAGAAUAAUGUACGCAAAUCAGUUUUUUGGGCUCAUUGUCUGCGUUCGGCACUCUCAUUGGGACAAAAGGAUUUGGUGGACUUCAUGGACCUUUUAUUGGCCCCUGCAUCAAAAGUUUUGAAUAACUGGUUUGAGACUGAUGUCCUGAAGGCAACACUUGCAACAGAUGCUGUGAUUGGAAGUACAGGAAGUGUCCACACACCUGGGAGUGGAUAUGUUCUGCUACAUCAUGUGAUGGGAGAAACCGAUGGUGAUCGUGGUAUUUGGUCGUAUGUUGAAGGUGGUAUGGGCUCAGUAUCCUUGGCUAUUAGCAAGGCUGCUAAAGAAGCUGGGGCUCAUGUUGUAACAAGUGCAGAGGUUUCACAGUUGAUGAUUGAGGACUCGGGCAGAGUAAAUGGGGUAUUGCUGGCUGAUGGGACACGGGUGCAUUCUUCAGUUGUUUUGUCAAAUGCAACCCCUUAUAAGACUUUCAUGGAAUUUGUACCUGAAAAUGUCCUUCCUGAUGAUUUUCUCCGUGCUAUUAAGUACUCUGACUACAGCUCUGGAACUACCAAAAUGAACUUAGCUGUUGAUACAUUGCCUCAAUUUCAGUGUUGUAAAUUGAGCCACCCUGAUGCAGGUCCUCAACAUGUGGGUACCAUUCACAUUGGUUCUGAGAGUAUGGAGGAGAUUGACUCAGCUAGUCAAGAUGCUACGAAUGGCAUACCAUCACAGAGACCAAUUAUCGAGAUGACAAUUCCUUCUGUAUUGGACAAGACUAUUUCUCCACCUGGUCAGCAUGUGAUCAACUUAUUUAUUCAAUACACACCCUAUAAACCUUUGGAUGGCAGCUGGGAAGAUCCUGCAUAUAGAGAAUUAUUUGCACAGAGAUGUUUCAACUUGAUCGAUGAAUAUGCCCCUGGUUUCAGCUCAACAAUACUUGGCUAUGACAUGCUGACUCCACCAGACCUUGAAAGGGAAAUUGGUCUCACAGGAGGGAAUAUCUUUCAUGGUGCCAUGGGGUUGGAUUCUCUCUUCCUCAUGCGACCUGUAAAAGGAUGGUCAAACUACAGGACUCCACUGCAGGGGCUUUAUUUGUGCGGGAGUGGGGCUCAUCCUGGGGGUGGUGUGAUGGGUGCCCCUGGUCGUAAUGCCGCGUCUGUGGUACUUGAAGAUGUUAAGAAAUCAUUCAACUGAUAAUGCUCAUUACCUAAAGAUAUCAUUGAUAUAAUAAAAUUGGGAUCACCUUCUCAGGCCCCCCUUUUAUCUCU